This is a messenger RNA of Choloepus didactylus (southern two-toed sloth), 1592 nucleotides long. It is a transcript of the gene SUGT1, whose product is annotated as SGT1 homolog, MIS12 kinetochore complex assembly cochaperone. The transcript is spliced from 13 exons. Gene Ontology annotation, molecular function: protein-folding chaperone binding. Bases 473 to 1486 code for a protein of 337 amino acids. The record is from RefSeq and is a predicted model, not a curated record. NCBI's taxonomy places the organism in Eukaryota, Metazoa, Chordata, Mammalia, Pilosa, Megalonychidae. Gene Ontology annotation, biological process: protein stabilization.
UAAGAACUGUAGUGGAAGUGGACCUCCAAGUAGCUAGUAUUAUUCAUAGUCACACAAACGGCCCCCUGUCGCCACACAUUUCUGUGGGAUAGUAGUACAUUACAGGAGUGCUUUCUAGGUGCAGCACCUAAAGGUUCUGUUAAGGAGAGAGGCGCGCGCGCAGAGGAAGCGAGUGCGACGGGGGAUACCGAAGACCGCUGCGCAACCAUAGCUACGAGGGGCGGGGACUGGGAGCGCUUUGGUCACGGGGCCGACGGGCUGGCCAGGGAGGAAUCGGUCCUCCACUUUCCCAGCCAACCUCGCGCCCGCCUUUCAUCUCUCCUUUCCCCAGCCGCACGCUGCGUGGUUCCUAGUUGGCUAGUUUGGACGGAAGCUCGGUUGGUGUUUCUCCAGAAGUUUCCCCCUUGGGCUGCGGUGGGGCUGGUAACCUUGGUAGUAGGAGCUUCAGCAGCGGCUGUAGCGAUUUUUAGGGAUGGCGGCGGCUGCAGCAGGAUCUGCAACACCUCAGAGAUUUUUCCGGAGCCUCUCCGAUGCUCUGAUAGACGAGGACCCCCAGGCGGCGUUAGAGGAGCUGACUAAGGCUUUGGAACAGAAACCAGAUGAUGCACAGUAUUAUUGUCAAAGAGCUUAUUGUCACAUUCUUCUUGGGAAUUACUGUGAUGCUGUUGCUGAUGCAAAGAAAUCUCUCGAACUCAAUCCAAAUAAUUCCACUGCUAUGCUGAGGAAAGGGAUAUGUGAAUACUAUGAAAAAAACUAUGCUGCUGCAUUAGAGACUUUUACAGAAGGACAGAAAUUAGAUAGUGCAGAUGCUAAUUUCAUUAUCUGGAUUAAAAGGUGUCUAGAAGCUAAAAAUGGAUCUGAAUCUGAGGUGUCUGCCUCCCAGCGGACUCAUCAGUCAAAAAUCAAGUAUGACUGGUAUCAAACAGAAUCUCAAGUAAUCAUUACGCUUAUGAUCAAGAAUGUUCAGAAGAAUGAUGUAAAUGUGGAAUUUUCAGAAAAAGAGUUUUCUGCUUUGGUGAGACUUUCUUCUGGAGAGGAUUACAAUUUGAAACUGAGACUUCUUCAUCCUAUUAUACCAGAACAGAGCACAUUUAAAGUACUUUCAACAAAGAUUGAAAUUAAAAUGAAAAAGCCAGAGGCUGUGAGAUGGGAAAAGCUAGAGGGAGAAGGAGACCUGCCUAAGCCAAAACAGUUCAUAGCAGAUGUAAAGAACCUAUAUCCAUCAUCAUCUCAUUACACAAGAAAUUGGGAUAAAUUGGUUGGCGAGAUCAAAGAAGAAGAAAAGAAUGAGAAGUUGGAAGGAGAUGCAGCAUUAAACAAACUGUUUCAGCAAAUCUAUUCAGAUGGUUCUGAUGAAGUGAAACGUGCCAUGAACAAAUCAUUUAUGGAGUCUGGCGGCACAGUUUUGAGUACCAACUGGUCUGAUGUAGGUAAAAGGAAAGUUGAAAUCAAUCCUCCUGAUGAUAUGGAAUGGAAAAAGUACUAAAUAAAUUAAUUUACUAUCACUGUAUUGCGUAUAUUCACCUGAUACUCAUUGUGUAUAGACACUGCAUUCUUGAAUUUGGAACACUGAUAUCUUUUUGAAAAGAUUA